UGGGCGGCGGAUCGCGCGCAGGGCGGUGGCUUGGACCGGCCGAGCCAUGGCGGCCCCGGAGCUGGGGCCGAGGCGGGGCCGGGAGCGGGAACGGGAGGACGAGAGUGAGGACGAAAGCGACAUUCUGGAAGAGAGCCCGUGCGGCCGCUGGCAGAAGCGGCGGGAGCAGGUGAAUCAGGGAAACAUGCCGGGGGUCCAGAGCACGUUCCUGGCCAUGGACACUGAGGAGGGGGUGGAGGUGGUGUGGAACGAGUUGCACUUCGCUGACAGGAAGGCCUUCUUGGUCCAUGAGGAGAAGAUUCAGACCAUGUUUGAGCAGCUGGCGCUGGUAGACCACCCCAAUAUUGUCAAGCUGCAUAAGUACUGGCUGGAUGCCUCAGAGUCCCGAGCGCGGGUCAUCUUCAUCACAGAGUACGUGUCGUCAGGCAGCCUCAAGCAAUUCCUCAAAAAGACCAAAAAGAACCACAAGGCCAUGAAUGCCAGGGCCUGGAAGCGCUGGUGCACACAGAUCCUGUCUGCACUCAGCUUCCUGCACGCCUGCAGCCCCCCCAUCAUCCAUGGAAACCUGACCAGCGACACCAUCUUCAUCCAGCACAAUGGCCUCAUCAAGAUUGGCUCCGUGUGGCACCGGAUCUUCUCCAACGCGCUCCCUGACGAUCUUCGAAGUCCCAUCCGUGUUGAGCGGGAGGAACCUCGGAACCUGCACUUCUUCCCGCCAGAGUAUGGAGAGGCUGCCGAUGGCACUGCCAUGGACAUCUUCUCCUUUGGGAUGUGUGCACUAGAGAUGGCUGUGCUGGAGAUCCAGGCCAACGGGGACACCCGAGUCACAGAGGAGGCCAUCACUCGUGCCAGGCACUCACUGAGUGACCCCAACAUGCGGGAGUUCAUCCUCUCCUGCCUAGCCCGGGACCCUGCCCGCCGGCCCUCUGCCCACAACCUCCUCUUCCACCGCGUGCUGUUCGAGGUGCACUCAUUGAAGCUCCUGGCUGCCCACUGCUUCAUCCAGCACCAGUACCUCAUGCCUGAGAAUGUGGUGGAGGAAAAGACCAAGGCGAUGGACACACACGCAGUCCUGGCGGAGAUCCCCCGGCCCCCCCGGCCCCCGCUGCAGUGGCGGUACUCAGAAGUCUCCUGCUUAGAGCUCGACAAGUUCCUGGAGGACGUCAGGAAUGGGAUCUACCCGCUGAUGAACUUCGCUGCUGCCCGGCCCCUGGGGCUGCCCCGUGUGCUGGCCCCACCCCCCGAGGAAGCCCCAAAGGCCAAGACCCCGACGCCAGAGCCUUUUGACUCAGAGACCAGAAAGGUGAUCCAGAUGCAGUGUAACCUGGAGAGGAGUGAGGACCAGGCACGCUGGCACCUCACUCUGCUCCUGGUGCUGGAAGACCGGCUUCAUCGACAGCUCACCUACGACCUGCUCCCAACCGACAGUGCCCAAGACCUGGCCGCCGAGCUGGUGCACUACGGCUUCGUCCACGAGGACGAUCGGCCGAAGCUGGCCGCCUUCCUGGACAGCACCUUCCUCAAGUACCGUGGAGCUCAGCCGUGACCUUGAUCCAUACACCUCAGGGCGCCAAGCCCCCUGGAAGCUGACUUCAUGGCUCCCUGGGGAAGCUUGGCAUUGGCCCCUGCAGUUGGGUGGGGAACCAGGGUCCCUGUCUGCCUGUGUGCCUGCUAGUGAGAACCUCCCUUCGCAUAGCUCCCGCAGCCCUGGGGUGGGGCUGAGGGUGGCGGGGUCCGGCCCACCAGGGGUGAGGGAGCCGGUGCUGGGGGACUGGUUAGCUGCUGCGUGUCCUUAGGAGCAGGAUGUCCGGUGCAGUCAGCUUCCACAAUUUCCUGGCCGUGUGGUCACGAAGGGGCUGCCGCACAGGGAACCAUGCAUAGUGCUGGGGGCUGAGGGGUGGGGUCAGCCCUGGAGAGCUGUGCGCCCAGGGAAACGCUCCAUCGCAAGUUGGUGCCACUGACCCACAUGAGGAACCACCACCUUAAACUGAUGGUAAAGCACCUGCAAGUGUUGGGUACCGUGCUGGGCUAGGGGCGUAGCCAUGACCUGGAAGCUCGUGUGGCUCUUGCCCCCUGCCUCCCAUCCAGGGCAGACCCACUUCCGAGCCCCUCUCUGGCUCCUGCAGCCCCUACAAAGAGCUGUUCUCUGUUCGCGUUCCCUGGCCAGAGUGGUCCAUGUCAGAUGCCCUCCCUGCUCCUCCCCAGCUCCCCCUACUCGUGCUACAUCCCUGGGUCCUGGGGAUAUCAGUGCCCCCUCCAUUUGCAAAUGUAAUUAAUCACUCUUGAACAUUUAAAACCGCAUGUAUAAAUUUAGCACAUUCAGGUUUCUAAGUGUUUGAAAUGUCAAACAAGAAAAGCCUACCACUGUAUUAGUUCUCUGUUGUUGCUGUAGUUUUUUACUACAAACUCAGUGGCUUAAACCAACACAUGUAUUAGUUCUGUAGGUCAGAAAUCUGGCGCAGAUCCCAUCAGACUAACAGCAAGGUAUUGUCACUCCUUUCUGGAGGUUCUUGGGGAGAAACCAUUUCCUACUCCUUCACGUUCUCAGCCUGCAGGUUCAGGAGCACGCAGGGCACUGGGCAGGAAUUCAGUUCCUUGCAGUGAUGGGGCCAAGGUUCCCAUCACCUGAACUGUGUGUCUGGUUUUCUGCAGCCAGGAAAGCUUCGUGUGAUUAGGUUGGGUCCACCUGGAUAAUCCGGGAUAAUCUCCCAUCUCAUGGUCCUUAAUCUUAAUCAUAUGUGCAAAAUACUUUUCACCAAGUAAAGUAAUAUUCCCAGGUUCUGGGGGUUAGGACAUGGACAUCUUUGUCAUCCCACCUGCCACACCACCCCAACCAAAACCCCAAACCAACACCCCUUACCAAGACAUGUCAGAUUCCAUGUACAAAUAUGGUGAAUCUCAAGUUAUUUUAAAUGUUCCAGUACUCUACAAAAUUAUUCAAGUUCUUAAACCUUUCAGUUUAAAGUUACGCUUUAAAAUAACUUACACAUCUACUUGGAAAUCCUGAUGCCAAGCUGUCUGAUUCUGCAUCGUCUGAAACAGUUGGGAGUGUCCAAUGCAUAACAGAUUGUACCAGAGA
Messenger RNA from Budorcas taxicolor (takin), 3079 nucleotides. It is a transcript of the gene NRBP2, whose product is annotated as nuclear receptor binding protein 2. Gene Ontology annotation, cellular component: endomembrane system; cytoplasm. Gene Ontology annotation, molecular function: ATP binding; protein serine/threonine kinase activity. NCBI's taxonomy places the organism in Eukaryota, Metazoa, Chordata, Mammalia, Artiodactyla, Bovidae. The record is from RefSeq and is a predicted model, not a curated record. The coding region runs from base 47 to 1546 and encodes 499 amino acids. Gene Ontology annotation, biological process: intracellular signal transduction; endoplasmic reticulum to Golgi vesicle-mediated transport; protein phosphorylation. The transcript has 18 exons.